CUUCGUCCACUGUGCCCUGGAGGAUCUUGUACGAACCAAGUACGGAGUGGAAGCCUGGGAAAAGAUCCUAAAGAAGAGCCGAAUCCGGAUGCACGGCGGCUCUUUCCUCAUGCACCGCGUGUACGCCGACGAGUUGACCCUCAAGCUGGUCCAGUCGGCCUCCGAAGUGCUCGGCCUGAGCGCGGACGCCUGCCUCGAAGCCCUGGGCUGCCACUUCCUGUACUUCUGCCAGCAGCACGGCUAUGACCACAUCCUGCGCGUGCUGGGAUCCAACCUGACAGACUUCCUGACCAACUUGGACAACCUGCACGACCACCUGGCCUCCACCUACCCGGGCAUGAGUGCCCCCUCCUUCAGGGUGUCGCCCGGCCCCCUGGGAAGUCUACACCUACACUACUGCAGUGAGCGCAGGGGCCUGCACCCGAUCGUCAAGGGUCUGGUGAAGACCGUGGCGCGCGAGUUCUUCGACACGGAGGUGAGCGUGAGCACCUGCAAGGUCACCGACAAGGGAGACAGGGUCGUCGUCCUCAUGGAGGUCUCCGAAAACCUCCUCAAGCUCCCGAUGCCUCUGGCGGUGCCGACUCUGGCGCACAAGCGGUCCUCGUUCACGUCUGCCCACGUGACCGACCACCUGAGUCAGAGUCCCCAAGACCUACCCGUGGACACCAGGACCUUCUGCACGGCCUUUCCGUUCCAUGUCGUCUUCGACAGGGACUUCGUCAUCACCCAGGCGGGAAAGGGCCUGCUCCGUCUGACCAAGUCCAUGUGGCAGAGGGGCAAGCCUGUCCGGUUCACGGACAUGUUCAGCAUCUCCCGGCCCGUGAUCGAGUGCACGUUCGAGAGCAUCCUGGGCUUCCUCAACCAGGUCUACGUGGUCACGGCCAGGGACGGGGUCCUCGAGAGGGACAGGAAGAGCCCCACCGGGCCCCGGGUUCCCUCGCCCGUGGCGAACAAGAGGAAGCUCCUCCGGCGACUCAACAGCACCGUCGAGCCUCCACCAGAUGGCGUACUCCGCCUCAAGGGCCAGAUGAUGUCCCUCCCAGAGUCGGACAGCCUUCUCUUCCUGUGUUCGCCGCGGGUCAAGAGUCUAGAAGACAUGAAGCGCGUGGGCCUCUUCUUCAGCGACCUGGCGCUCCACGACCCGGUCAGGGACCUCAUCCUGGUCUCGCACCAGCGGCGGAGGGAGCGGGAGCUCGUCGAGAAACUCGACGAGGCCUCGAACCACCUCAAGAUCCUCGACUCGAAGUUGCGGGAAGACAAGCGGCGCACCGAAGACCUGCUGUGCUCCAUCUUUCCGGCGGGCGUGGCGCGCAGCCUGUGCCAAAACCUGCCCGUGGAGGCCGAGAAGUUCGAGCUCGUCUCCUGCCUCUUCUCGGACAUCGUGGGCUUCACGGCGCUCUGCGGGAGCGAAAACGUCCAACCCAUGGACAUCGUGCGCCUGCUCAACAGGCUCUACGUCCAGUUCGACUCCCUCACGGGAGUGCACGGCGUCUACAAGGUGGAGACGAUCGGCGACGCGUACGUGGUGGUCUCCGGAGUGCCCGAGUUCCUGGAGGACCACGCCGACCGCCUGGUGGCCAUGGGCCUCGCCAUGCAGGCCGUCACCCGGACCGUCCGCUCGCCCGUCGAGGGGCACUCCAUAGAGAUUCGGAUCGGCAUCCAUUCGGGUCCCGCCAUGGCCGGCGUGGUGGGCACGCAAAUGCCCCGCUACUGCCUCUUCGGCCACACCGUGACCCUGGCCAACCGGGUCGAGAGCUACGGCAUGCCCAAGCAGGUCAACAUCAGCGAGACCACCAAGGGGCACCUGACCAAGGACGGGUACAUGUUCCUGGCCAACAAGGCCGUGUCGGCCGACCUGCCCGUCCGCUGCUACUGCGUCUCUCGGCCCGGGGACUCCGUGGCGGUUGACCCGGCCACCCUGGGGGCUUCGCUGGGCCUGUGCAGUAGCGGGGGCCACUUCCGGUCCCCGACGGGGUCUCCCGUCCUCUCCGAGAAGGGCACGCCCGCCGGGUCAAGGAGCUCGUCGACCCACAGUUCGCCACCUGUCGGAUCCCCCAGUGGCGGUGCCACUGACCGCGGGCAGGGGGUGUUUUCUUCACCACCAAACAGCAAGAGACAACACCGCCGAAAUGUGUUCCAGUUUCCGCCGGCUGAAAGAAGUUCCAGCGCAGUCAAUAGCAGUUCGUGGACUCUCAGGAGGUCGAGGAGCAGCUCGAGCGACUUCCAAGACAUACCGUCCGCAGACACGAGCUUGGAAGACGCAGCCCAAGACGCGUCGGACCUCACCAUGUGCGUCAUCAACGUCGAGUCCGCCAGCAGCCUCGAACCAUCGCUGAGCAGCGACACGCUCUCAUCAAGAGGAACUUCGCCCGGCACCGAACGCAAGCCGCUCGACAACAUCACCAAGUCUGCCACCGCCGAGUCCCCUCUACACUCACAGGACGACGGUUCAGGCUUACGGGGCGGUUUCAUGAUCCUAGACGAACAGACUCAAAGUUCCGACGAAGGUCUUCCCAGACUGAAGUCUCCGACUACAGAAGUGUCUUACUCCAAGUUGAGAACAACAUCGAAGAAGGCAAGCCUCACUUGCUGCCCGUUCGGCUCCAAGCGGCAAGACAUGAACCGCAACGUUCAGCUUUCUGGCAGCCUACAAAACCUCAAGCCCCGGUGUCCUUUUCGCCUCGGAGGCGAAGAUGAAGAUGAUUUGGAAGUGUAUCAGGCGGAAAAAGCCUCCCACCUGGACAUGCCCGAUAAGCUCUACGACCUGUCUCACACGCCAUCUUCAGAGUCUCCGAGUCCAGCAUCGACGUGCGCCGUCCCCACAGUAGUCGUGAGGCCACCUCCAGAACCUCGGAGUUCCUUUCCUUGCUGGCGGUUUUUUCUCAAGAAAGCCGAUAAGAAGUCGGCAAAGAGCGGUCUUCUGCAGCCCAUCAGCGCUGAUGGCUCCGGGCAAUCCGGGCGGAGGAGUUCUUCGGCUGCGGGGUGCCCCAUGAGGCGGAUGUUCUCGCAGGUCCUCGCGGUGAACGUCGACGAGGCCGAGACUGCGUCUCUGGACGCUCCGUCGCCCGGAAAGCGAACUCAGAGUUGUUACUCGUUCCGUAACCUGGAAAUUUCGGAAUCCCGCAGCGACUCCGCCCGGAAGGAGUCCCCGUCGCACCGCUUCGCUCUCCCGCAUUUCAACUGGCACUUCCCCAAACUGAAACAGAGGUUCACGAAGGAAAACUUGUUCGGCGGAGAUUUUUUCUCGUCUUCGCCGAGGUGAGGACACGCUCGGCGCAGGACCAGAUUAAUCUUUUAUGCAAUUGCGCCUCAGGUUACGCAUCGCAAGGUCGUCGUAAAAAGAACGGGUCGGUCACUUUAUGAGGAGCCUAAAAAUGUGGCUGGAGGGGUGCUUCAGUUUGCCAUUAUUACGCUGUUCAAUCGCCAGAGUAUGUAAACGAAAUUGACUCUUGGGAAAGCUUGAUAAACGUCGUGAAAACAAUUAGCGCAAAAGACAAGAACAAGACAAAGCUCUUGUCCUGUUUGUACUUCAUAUUUUCCUUGUCUUUUGUGAUAAUUGUUUUCAGGAUGUAGGCAUACUGGUUUCAACUGUGCGUUUAAUAUAACCAUGUUAAGAAGAAUAGCGAACAUUGUGUUAGAGGCUUUUUUAAUGUAAGACUUAAAACUGAAUGUGCGUGUCUUGCAACGACCAAUGGGUAAUAGAGUUUCAACAGGCAUGCAAUACGCGAGGCAUAAAAGCGUACUAUUGUUUUAAUGAGUAGGUAUAAUGUUAGAACUCUGUUUUGACUGAGGUAAAAUACAUAUCAGAAAUUGCUCCUAAAAACUAUAUAAAGUGCCCCGACUCCCUUGCACAACACCAUAUAUGAUGUUUAGUCUAAUUUGGUUUCCUACCAUUCCCUUUUGCGGGUUGCUUGAACUUUUGGUGUCAUUUCUAGUUUAUACAUUUUCUUAUUUAUGUAUAACAACACUUCCGUUUCGAAAAUGAAACCAAAAAGCUGGUUGCAGUGCUUUAAUGCUACGUCGGUACUUAUACAAACAAAAACUGAAACUCAAUAAAACAGUUUGACUACAA
Ixodes scapularis (black-legged tick) is the source of this 4072-nucleotide messenger RNA. RefSeq names its product guanylate cyclase soluble subunit beta-2. NCBI's taxonomy places the organism in Eukaryota, Metazoa, Arthropoda, Arachnida, Ixodida, Ixodidae. Gene Ontology annotation, biological process: response to oxygen levels; cGMP biosynthetic process. The record is from RefSeq and is a predicted model, not a curated record. Bases 89 to 3262 code for a protein of 1057 amino acids. Gene Ontology annotation, molecular function: heme binding; guanylate cyclase activity. Gene Ontology annotation, cellular component: guanylate cyclase complex, soluble. The transcript is spliced from 12 exons.